AUGACCGCUUCGAUUACUGUCCGCAACUUCUUCGACGAGGAAGAGACUAUAGGUAAAACAUGUAAUAAUCACAAAAAAAUGUUUAUUUUUGCUUUUUCAGUACACCUAAAUGUCCAAUUGUAUCAGACAAAUGGCAAGACUUACUAUUUCCCGGAUUUUCAAGCAACUGAACAGUUUCUGAUGCAAGACGAUUUUGAGCAACUCUACAUUUGUAUUGAGCUAGAAGAGCCGCUGGAAUGGCUGUCAAUGGAAAAGUCUAGCAAAGCCGGAAGAAUGAUCAAAGGCAAGUUGAGCACAAUUUUUACUACAGUUUUUCUAAAAAAACACUUUUUAAAUGUCUCAAUUGUCCCUACAAAACACGAGCUAGACCGUCAUAUUCUUUAGACGCCGCCAAAGACGCGAAACUUUACCUUCAUAUUAUGAGGCUCUCGGAUGAGAUCGAAAUGCGCCGUACAUUCGCUCCUUUCAUGGAAGAGGUUGCGCCAGUUGCAGACCGUUUAAAAUGUGGCUUCGACGACCUAAUGUUCUUUCAAGGAUGCAGUCCUAAAACGGUCCAAAUAUUUUGUGACGAUCUGCCUAACACCCGGAAGAAAAUUUUUUGUAAGUUAUAUUAUAGCUGUAUGUUUUUAAAACAGAGUUUUUUACAAACUGAAGGUUCCCUCCAAGGGGCCGGACAUUGUUGCAACGACCAUCACCAAAUUUCUUGAAACUUGGCCAGUAGAAGGGCCUGGUCAUGCUGACAAAAAGCGAUAUCGGGUUUUGCGAAGUUUCACCCAUUCCGGGAUUACUGUAACAUUUUGUAUUUUAUAAAAUGGUGGUUGUCGUGGGCCGGGCGAUGGCUCUAUGAGUCCAAAAUUUCAAUUAGGAAAAUGUUGGCCAUGGUCGAAAACACCCAAUAGUUAAGUUUCAGCGCCACUGCUCGAUCUCUCGGCCCAUCACAAUAGAGACUUUACAAAACACAAAAUGUUACAGUAAUCCUUGAAUAAUACAGAUUUUACAAAAACGCUUGAAACUUUUGAUGUAUGCCCUGAGGGUGUUCUAUGGGCCAAAAUUGAAGAAAUUCGGUGAUGGUCACCGCAACAAUGUCCGGGCCAUGUUUCACUUUGUAAAAAAGUCCGUUUCAAAGACAAUCGGCAGUUGAAAGCUAAUUUUCAACUUUUGACAUUUGCAUUUUAAGCCCUAAGAUCUUGAGGAAACCGGAUAUAAAGACUGUAAUUUUAGAUAUGGCUCCUUUGUUCAACAUCAACGUCGGCCAAGUUAUUUGUGGGGCAUCGUUUUAUCUGGAAGAUUUUUUUAUGAGCCGGUAUGAAAACUUGCAUAAGUAUAAUAUGGCGGUCAAACCUCGCCGUUUCUGGUAAUAUUAUGGCGGGCGCACGCUUGCGGGCAACCACUUUGCGGGCAAAUUUUUUGCGGGCAGCCACUUUGCGGGCAGCCUGGGACACUUGCGGGCAGGGUCGACAGUUGCGGGCAGCCUGGAAGAUUUGCGGGCAGCCGACACCUGAUUCUGAGGGUAACAGGGUGGUGGUGGAAAAAUUACUAUGAUAUUUUGGAAAUUUGCCGACAUUUGCGAGCAACCGGCGCUUGAGAAUAACAAGGUGAAGGUUGAAAAAUUACUGCGAUAUUUUGGAAGUUUACCGACAUUUGUGGGCAGGCAAUACUCGCGGGAAACCGACAUUUGCGGGCAACAGUUCCAAAAGUUCCAAUACAAUCUGUAUGAUUGUUUUUUCCUGUUGCCCGCAAAUGUCGGCAAAUUUUCAAAAUAUCGCAGCAUUAUUUCCACCUCCACCCUGUUACCCUCAGGUGCCGGUUGCCCGCAAAUGUCGGCAAAUUUCCAAAACAGCCCCCCCCCCCAAAAAAUUUUGCCCGCAAACUGGUUGCCCGCAAAGUGGUUACCCGCAAGUGUCGCGACGCCAAUAUUAUUACUACUUUCAGCUUUCCGAUCCAACCAAGUGUGAAGAAGUUUUCCUGCUCUGUCUCCCUUGAUUUUAUAAUCUCAGAUGGGUUUUAUCAAAACGUUUUCGAAGAGAUGUCGACAUCACUUCCAAAUUUGGAAGAGUUAAUUCUGGAAGGAAUUUGUUGUAAUAUUAAGACACAGCAGGUAACCUUUAAACACAAAAAGCGCAAACCUUAUAUAUUUUCUCAGGACAUCAAAAGUCUAGUACCAGUCAUUGUAAAGCAGAUAUUCGGGAUCGCGGAAUACGCACAUACUGUAACACUAAUGAAUUAUUGUAUAUCGUUUUGUCACACUCUAAAGCCGGCCGUUACCCGGAGUUUUGCUUCCGAAUUCGCAAAAACAAGUCUUGAGGUUAUGAUAGCUGAUGACGAGAACGAACAAGACAUGAUUAUAAUCCAUAAAAAUGUCAAAUUUCUGAUUUCAUUAGACUGGCGGAUUACGUGGUAA
Messenger RNA from Bursaphelenchus xylophilus (pine wood nematode), 2401 nucleotides. Lineage: Eukaryota; Metazoa; Nematoda; Chromadorea; Rhabditida; Aphelenchoididae. The record is from the annotation of a GenBank genome assembly.